UCUUUGAUCACUUUGAGUCGCCCACAAGGCAAAAACAAAGAAAAAGAAAAGGAAAGGUUGAUACUCAGUUAGCGCUACAGUCGCUCGCAUGGAGAGUGCGUCAGGCAGAUAACAAAGAACAGUUAUCCUUGUGUUUCACUACUUCUAACAGUACUAGCAUAUAUACCUUUCAAUCUUUAAUCCCUUUACCUUUAAAAAAUCCUGCAGCAGCUAGCUGGCUACAAAGAAAAGAACCAACUUUCUUCUUUUUCCUGGGAGCUAGUAACAAAGAAUCAUCGGAUGACCAUUUACAGACAGAAAAGAAAAGUUUACCCGGAGAUUUGCCUAAAAGCAAAGUUUAUGUGGACUGCCACCAGGCAAUUUGCAUCGACCUAGCUAUACUCUACCUCACUCACUCAGCCUCUCCGAGACACACGAAAAUACACAACCGUUGGUUCUAUCUGUUCGGCUCCUGUCUGUCUCUCCUACUACACGCCAAUUCUACUUAACUGAGAUCCCAUAAUUAUUGGCUGCAGUAUUAUCCCAAAGGAAAGUGGAGGUUGCAGUAUUAUUGGCUGAAGAUCUAGCAGCUACACCCCAGAAAUCCACCACAGGCUGUGCUGACAGGCGUGGCCGGUUACUCCAAUCCAAUCCACUAUGCGUACUGAGGGCCUUUGGGCCGACACGAUAGACGAGGCUGCUGGAAGAAUUCUCGAAGUGCUGAAGAGAAGUAUCAGUAGCAGAGACAACGUCUUCUACUUCGAUGGCUGGGAUGGGUUGGGGGCGUCCGCCGUCCUCCGAGCCAUCGCCACCCCAACUUCACCACGUGUGAAGAGAGCCCUGGCCGACCUGGAGUUUGAUCAGGUGAUCCACAUCGACUGCUCAAUGUGGGAGAGCAGGAGAGCAUUUCAGAGGGCGGUCGCGGAGCAGCUGAAGCUCCCCGAUAAAGUGAUGAAGAUGUUUGACAGGCAAGACGAGGAGGACGAUUUCCGCGGGGUGGCCCAGGGCUCUCGCCGUGAGGUAGAACAAGUCGUCAGAGAGAUGCAUGAGUGCAUGCAGAAGCUGAACCGUAGAUUCUUGGUCAUCUUCCACAAUGGGAGCGGAGAGGAGAUCGAUCUGGCCAGUUUUUGUGGCUUCCUUUUGUCCGGGUACUCAACCAGCAAGGUGCUCUGGACAUUCCAAGGGAGAUUCCGGCUAAAAACCCGGGUGAAAGUUGACAUGGCCAUAAAGAGCGCAGGAACAACUGAUGCUUUUCUCUGGGCGGGCCAGCGGAAUGAGAAGCAAGAGCAGCUCUGGUCCUACCUUGUACUCCAAGAGGCUGCGGAAGUAGCUGAAGCAUGCAAGGUCACAGCUGGGUCAGGCGACAUUAUCGAUCAGCCUGCACAAGUGGCCGAGUGCUUCAUAUACAUGUUGGAGCUGUGUUGCAGAGGCAGCCACUCGAUUGACUUUGAUUUGGCCACCCAUGGCACCAACUACUGGGUAUGUGAUGGCAUCAUACAACAGCUAAAACAGGAAGGAAGAGACCUCAGCGCUAAUGAUGAUAGUGAUUGGCUUUGGAGAGCUGCCGAUGCGCUGCAGCGUGAGAUAGCAUUGGAUGUAGACUACCAUCAACAUGUGCCCUCAUCUCACUUGUCAUUAUGUGUCGAGAGCAAGCCAUAUUGGAUUUCACCAAAUUAUGGGUUUAAUCGGGUCCCGGGCAGAGCUAUCCUUAAUGGGGGCACUUUCCAACACUAUCUCGACAAGCUUCGUGUUCUCAAGCUCUCACGCUGCACCUUCAACUUCCAAUCACCUCCAUUCCUCUACUGCCAGGGCCUCAGGUUUCUAUGGCUUGACCAUUGCCAAGACACUGGGAUCAACAAAGACGGAGAAGGGAAGGAGGACGUCUGCCGGUGCUUCCAGAGGUUAUGGGUGCUUGACGUGCGUUACACAGACUGUCAUCAGAUCUUAUCUGCACAGACAAUGGAUUUCAUGACUCAACUCAGGGAGCUAAAUGUGAUGGGAACCGAGGGAUGGGACAUGGGACAGCUCCAGGGACGAUUGCCUAACAUCCGCAAGCUCCGAGUAACAAAGUCUACUGUCACCUGCAGUUUCUCAGAAGAGGACCUGUUCUCAAAGAUGAACAAGAUGGAGGUUCUUGAAUUUUCAGGAAACAGCAUUUACAGUUUUGGCAUCACAGUCAACAAUAGCAGCUGCCUUGAGACCGUCAAUAUUGGCAAGUGUAUGGGAUUACUUCGAAUCUCCUUCAAGGGAUGUACUAAACUGAAGAAUCUAAUCUUUAGUGGGUGGUUGUUUAAUUUUCUUACCAUAGACAUCUCAGGCACAGCAGUGAAAACACUGGAUCUCACUGCAUUAACAAACCUUGAUGCUCUUUUUGAGCUCUAUCUACUUGACUGCAAGAAGCUUUGUGCAAUACUGUGGCCACCAAAAGACAACAUGAUGAAACAUGACAUAGAUAUGCUCUGCAUUGACACCACGCGGUCAGCACCCACUGCCCAAUCUAGGGAAGAAAUAGCCAAGAGUGGUACUACUGCUGCUACUAUAGGAACAUCGGCAGCAACAACAGUACUGCAUCGCAGUCGACCGACCAAUGAAUUUCCUUGGUACAUUUCUGUAAGGGAUGCAAGGCUCCUCAUGUCCCUUGAGGCAGUGUAUUCCAAAUCCCGCGAGCUAUAUUUGGAGGUUUCCCCUACACCAAGUCCUACUGUUUUUGCUGCUGGUUGCAGAGAUGAAGGAAUCAAGAGCGGCAGCAGCAGUGAGCUACAGCGACAGCCUGCACCUGCAAUAUACGCAGCAGCAGGUACCACCGCUAAAUGUGAUGGUGAUGCUCCAGGGAUCAUGUGGAUGUGGUCUUGCCCGGAUGUUCCUGAUCUUCACGAAAAGAGCUGCUACAUGCACAUACAAGAAACCAAUACCGCCAUUACUGUCCCAGGGUUUGUAGUUGAUUGUGCUAAAAUCCUGCAUGUGCGGGAUAGCAUGUCCAUCACUGUUUUUCCGGGCACCAAGUACCAGGGUUCAGAAUGGUACCAACUGGAGUGGUGCAGAAUCGAGAGGUGCCCCAGAUUGGAGGAUGUGUUCACUCCCCAAGAAAAAAAUAGAGGCCUCAUAUAUAUCAAAGACUACAGGAUGAAGACAUUCUGGGCCUCACAGCUUCGGAAGGCAAGCUGUAUCUGGAAGUGGACUCAACCAUGUGGAUUGCUGGUAUUUUUGCACGUGGAUUGCUGCCCCAGGCUGGUAUAUGUACUCCCUUUGUCAAUAUACACUUGGAUAUUGAGUCAGCUAGAAACCCUCGAGAUCACGUGGUGCGGGGAUCUCCGGGAGGUAUUUCCUUUGGAGACCUACCCCAUGGGCUUGGCAGAGAAGCAGCCUCAGCCAGUUACUACCCUAGACUUCCCGGGUCUCAAGCGUAUCCACCUGCAUGAGCUCCCUAGACUACAUAGCAUCUGUGGGCUCAGGAUGUCCGCGCCCAAUCUGGAGACCAUCAAGAUCAGGGGCUGCUGGAGUCUCAAACACCUUCCGGACGUCGGUGGCGGUGACAAGGCAGUGGAGUGCGACUGCGAGAAGGAAUGGUGGGACAGGCUUGAGUGGGAUGAUGGCUCGCAGGUGACCCGCUACAAGCCGAUCCACUCGCGGUACUACAAGAAGACCCUGCUCAGGAGCUCUGUUCUCAGGUGAGGUGUUGUCGCUGAUUCUGCUUCAGCGGCUGUUCGAUUGAUUUGUGUGUGAGAAUGACGACACGGAUGCGUCCAGGUUGUCUGCUUCUGCUUUGAUUUACUUUGUUUUGGUUUGGUUGUUGGUCGUCGUUCCUCAGUGGAUCCAACCCAACCACUAUAACACAGAUUGAAAGCGUGUUAUCAUGACAUCUUGAUGGAUAAGAUGGCGUGCUGCAGACAGACCCCUAUGUGCUUCUGCAGACACAUCUGGAGGCUGGAGCUGUGGAGAAAAUAAAAGCAAGAGCCAGCGAUCGUUUCAGUUCAGCAGCUGAGUUCCCUUCGGUUUGCUUCUGCAGUUGCUGCGCUCUUGGCUGGUGUGCUUGCGGUGUGUGCUGUAUUUCUGUGGCGUGUGGGCUUUCAGUAUUGUGUGGAAUGGAGUGAUCAAUGUUGUUUGUUGAGGCGCUUGUAUUUACAAACAAAUCAAUAAAUACUGAUGGUUGUAUGUGUGA
Setaria italica (foxtail millet) is the source of this 4138-nucleotide messenger RNA. RefSeq lists its product as uncharacterized. The transcript has 4 exons. NCBI's taxonomy places the organism in Eukaryota, Viridiplantae, Streptophyta, Magnoliopsida, Poales, Poaceae. The coding region runs from base 637 to 3651 and encodes 1004 amino acids. The record is from RefSeq and is a predicted model, not a curated record.